UCAAUUAAAAAUAUUACCGUUAUACAGGCAUAUUAAAUAUUAGGCUUUCCUAAAUAUUAUUGUAAAUCCAAUAAUAUUCCAAUUUAAAUAAUAAAUUUAGUAAUUAAUUGAUAAACGAAGUAUUGUUCAAUGUCAGAAGCUGUUAUUCAAUAAUAGACAUGACAAACAACAAUAGCAAACUGUCCGACUAUCUUGAAAAGAUAGAGACAGACGAUAUUGCCGAAAUGUCUGGAGAUACAAAUAUUAAUAUGAAUUUUCAACUAUUAGAUAAUUCCAUAACUGCAUUCUGUGAUAAAAAGGAUUUAAGAAUCGUCCAGGAAUUAUCCUUGUGUUUCAACAAAUUAUCCUGCAUUCCAAACAAUUUUUCUCAGCAUUUGAUUAAUUUGGAGAAAUUGGAUUUAUCGAAUAACAAUCUUCAAGAAUUGCCAACUUCCUUCAGUUCAUUGUCAAAUUUGCAGUACUUAAAAAUUGACAAUAAUAAAUUUGUAGUGAUGCCAAUUGUUCUGGCCGGUAAUCAACGAUUAAAAUCUCUAAGUAUUUGUCACAAUUCACUGAAUGAAAUCUCCGAGGAAUUGGGAUCUUUAAUAACUUUGGAACAUCUCAAUUUAAGUUUCAAUAAAUUAAUCAAAUUCCCAAAAUCUUUCGCUAAAUUACAUCGUCUACGGGAAUUGAAUAUUGCUGGUAAUAAAUUUGAUAUUAUUCCCAGUUGCAUAACAAAUGGAAUGAGAAAUUUAGAAAUUCUAGAUGUUUCUUUAAAUAAGAGUAUAAAACUCAAUGAACCGCCGUGUAGUAAAAGACUUAUAAAAUUUUAUGCUAUGGAUAAUGGUCUUUGUCGUACAUUUCCACGAUGGUUAUUAACAUCACCUUAUUCUUCAGUGGAGGAAGUGAAUUUUAAUCAAACAGAAUUUUCCAAAUACACAUUUCCAAAGGAUAAAGUUGUUCUGAAUUUAAGAAUUUUGUCCAUCAAUCAAUCGGAUUUAACAGACAAUAAUCUAGAAAUGUUAACAGAAAAUAUGUACAGACUCGAAAAAUUGGACAUUGGAAAUGAUAAACUUACAAAAAAGGAAGGCAACGUUUUUUGCAAUGUACCAUGCCAUUUUAAAAAUCCACAAUUGAUUAAUGAAAUUGAUAUGAAAUUCACUGGACUUCCCAUUGUAUCGCGAUUAAUUACAAAUUUAGCAAAUAUUACCAAGAUCGAUUUUAGUCAAAAUAGUAUAUCAUGGUUGCCUGAUGAAUUUUGCAAUCUAUCAAAAUUGGAAAUUCUAAUUAUCAACAAUAAUUCCAUACCUGUAUUACCGGAUAAUAUUGGAAAUUUAAAAGCUCUCAGAGAAUUAGUAAUUUAUUCAAAUCAACUUUCAAGACUACCAGAAUCCAUGUGUAAUGUUAAGGAAUUACGUCUACUUGAUUUAUAUGACAAUGAACUAAAGGAAAUACCAUGGAAUGCUGUAAAUUUAGAGAAUUUAGAAGCAAUCGACAUUGAUUGUAAUUUCUUUUCAACUGAUGAUUUAACUAUCAGGAAUAAAUCUUACGAAAUUUUUCGAAAAUCAAUUCGUGGAAAAUGCGUAAGUUUUGGAAAAAGAAGCAGUGAAGAGAAAAUUUCACCACGUGAAGAAGAAUCGGUUCAGUCCUCCGAAUCAUCUUGUUCAAAAUAUUACGAAAGUGAUCACACUGAAAAUGAUUAUCAACAGGAAGAUCUUGAUCAAAUGUGUGACAAUGGCGCGGAAGAAAAUUGGGAAUCGUCGUAUGAUUCUACGGAUGAUUAUGAACCAGCUUGCGUAAGUAGAAGAAAGCAAAGAAAAUCAUCGUUAGUGGAGGAUGUUCAUGGUCAAUUUUUCUGUCCUGAUGAUUUACAUGCGCUUCCUAUUAAACAGCAAGUUCGUCAAAUGUUUAAUGACAGAAGGCAGAUACCACGUACCUUUGAGGAAGGUCAAUUCGAUGAUGCUUAGGUGAAAUUAAUCAUUUCUCUUCACAAAAUGUACUUAUUUAUGAAAUAAUUUAAUGAAAAACUACUGAGAUUUGUACGCGAUUUGUAAAACAAUAAUUUAAUAUAAAUUCGUAUUUUAAUAAAAUCUUAUUUGUUACAUUGACUUGAAGGAA
Leptopilina heterotoma is the source of this 2097-nucleotide messenger RNA. RefSeq names its product leucine-rich repeat and death domain-containing protein 1-like. NCBI's taxonomy places the organism in Eukaryota, Metazoa, Arthropoda, Insecta, Hymenoptera, Figitidae. The record is from RefSeq and is a predicted model, not a curated record. Gene Ontology annotation, molecular function: protein binding. The transcript is spliced from 5 exons. The coding region runs from base 159 to 1946 and encodes 595 amino acids.